This is a messenger RNA of Dermacentor silvarum, 909 nucleotides long. RefSeq lists its product as uncharacterized. The transcript has a single exon. The record is from RefSeq and is a predicted model, not a curated record. Bases 1 to 909 code for a protein of 302 amino acids. Lineage: Eukaryota; Metazoa; Arthropoda; Arachnida; Ixodida; Ixodidae.
AUGAACGAAGAGCUGCGCAUCCGUUCGUCGGUGGAGUCCAUCCGGCGCCACAUGUCGGCCAUCCACAGCCGCAAGGUGCGCGUCGUGCUCAUCUCGGGGGUCCUCUGCAUGUGCGUCGGCCUCGGCGCCCUCACCGUCAUCGUCAAGAAGCCAGAUGUCAUCCAAGGGGCUCUCGCCUUCUUUGCAAUCCCGCUGCAAGCCAACACCAGCAGUGAAGUCCUGGGCUCGCCGGACCCCGCCAAGGCUGUAGUCGACGGCGGCACGCCGAUCUUAGCUUCGCCGACACCGACGACUUCGGACAACUCGUCUUCGUCCACGACGACGGUCAGCAAGACGUUGCACUCUCUACCUUCGAAUGCCAGCACCACCGACUCGACGCUCGCGUCUUCUUCUGCGGGCACCGCAGCCACCGUAGUGCCUUCCGCCGAGACGACGUCGCCGGGCAACAUUUCCGGGAUACCGACUGCCACAGCCGGCGUAGAGACUUCGCAGGAGCUAAGCGCCCUGUCGUUUAACGCGACGGGAAUGGCAGUGGCAGGCGCCGACAAACACGCUUCUCGAAAACCGACGCUGUCUGAACGUGCUUCCGCGGUCUUCGAGUCGUCGUCGCCCGUAUCUCGAAAGGUAUCGACGACGUCCAGCGUCACGUCCAGGACUGCGUAUCUGGUCGUCGACAGAGGUGGUCCGAAAGAAAAGAUGCAGCUCUGGCCCCGAGUGAUGCGAGAGGUCGAGGCCCCGGUGCCGGAGAAAGACGAAGCGGCUGCCCCGCCUGCUUCUGAGACCAGCGGCGACGAGCCUGCAGGCGCAUCCAAGCUGUGGUACUACAUCAGCAGUUCCGGAGGCAACAGCACGUCCGAUGACGCGGAUGACGAAGUGUUCGGCGAAGGCGAUGAUGUGGAAAAUCCGUAG